GAACAUUCUUCUCCGAGGUAAAUAUGUCCUUGAUGUCACUCUCCCCCGCCACAUAUCGUCUGCGUCACAUUCCGUCCAAUUUUAGUCUUUUUUUCUCGUUUUUUCUUCUUUCUCCAUUUGCCUGGUGUUUUGUGAGAUACGAUUCGAGCGGCAACGCUUGAGUUGCGCGCCGUUUCCCCCGUCUCUCGCCCGUGAGGGAAUGGCCAGUGUUCGGAUUAUCACAGCCUCGUCAGGUGUGCCCUUUCAGCAUGCUCAAGUUCUGCCAAGGAUAUGUGGUGCCUCAGCGUGCAACAGACAUCCUCAACAAAGUGCCACAUACAACACAAACAUCUUCCCAAAGCAAGCAUGUGACCAUGAAAACUGUGCAACUGCAUAAAGACCCUGUUUGUGGACUUGGCAUGGUUAUUAGCUGCGGAAACACCUAUGAAACUCUUUUACACGGAGCCUUCGUAGAAUGUGUGCACCCUGGUGGCCCAGCUGAACAAGUUGGAAACAUCUGUGCAGGAGAUCAAAUUUUGUCUGUCAAUGGCAUUGAUGUCCGAAAUGAUUAUUAUUUGGAUGUAGUUGAUUUAAUUAAAUGUUCAAAUAGUCCUGUUGAACUUGCUUUUGGAAAGCCAGACAGUACUUUGUCACCCUAUUCUCAGAAAGAAGUGAUCGAGAGGGCAGUCUUGGGUUUGAAGUCUUUGCACUCUGUUCAAAGCCUUAUAGAAAAUAGUACUGCUUUUCCUGACACACCUGUUCCCAAACCAAGGAAAAAGUACAUGGAAAGAGAAAAGAAACAAGAUCAACUGAAUCUUGAUACUCCCGAUAUCACAAUGAAUCACACUAAUAAUUCUCCUGACAAGAAGUGGACAGAAAGUGAUCACAACAUGAUUAACAAACAUUUUACCAUAGAAAACUGCAACAUUCCUGAUAUUAUUGCGUCUCAGAUAAAGCAUUUACCCGAUCAGCACUUGAAUGGGUGCAAGAUUUCAAAUGAACAGACGGCUCCCUCACCAGAACAUUUUGAAAGUGAUAAUUAUCUUCUUCCUGGAGAAGUGUACCAUGUUGUGUUGGACAAAAAAGGUGGUUCCUUGGGACUUAACAUUUACCAAGGCAUUGAUUCAUCUUGCUCAAAAGAGAAGCAUAUUUACAUUCAUUCUAUUAUACCAAAUGGUGCUGCUGAAACAGAUGGCAGAAUUAAACCUGGAGAUAAAUUGCUUGAAGUGAACGGUGUUAUGCUGGACAAUUUAUCAUAUCAAGAAGUUGUUACGAAAUUACGAGAAAGCCCUCAAGUUGCUCAUCUCGUCUUAGAAAAAGGAGAUUUGUUUGAAAUUGGACAGGAAGAUGAAAAUAUUCGGAACAUUACUGACAAAGCACCUGAACGUAGAAUCCAAAAUUCUAUGUCAUUGUACAAAAGCACUCCAAAUCUUGCUGAGAAUUCUGAUGAAGAAGACAAACUGAAUACUAGUGGAUCCCUUUAUAGAAAUCGAAGUACUGAUUGUUUGCUUUAUUCGCCACAUUUCAUGAAUCCGCAUCAGGCAUUGUUUGAAUUAUACAGGAAUUAUGCCUGUAACAGAGGGUCUUCAAGUAAUAUUCAUCAAAUACCAGCUGUGCCCAUAAGAAAAAAGAAAUUAAAGAGGCUGGAAGAUAUUUGUAACUACAGCAACUCUGAUAACACCUUUCUUGUGAGAAUACGCAAAAGCAGUCGGGGACUGGGUCUCAGUAUAUCUGGUGGACGUGAUGCAGCUCAAAAGGAUAUAUUCUCCCAGCUGAUUCAGGUUCGAAAACUGUACCCACUACAACCUGCUUUGGAAUGUGGCAAGCUGGCAUUAGGUGAUGUUUUAUUAGAAGCAAAUGGAAUCAGCAUGAUUGGAUUAACUAACACGGAAGCCUUAGAAGUAUUACGUUCAGCUCCCUCUGAAGUUCUUUUAAAAGUUUUUCGUCCAUCAAAAUCACUGAUUCCUUCUUUUUCUCUUUUCAAGGGUGGAUUUUGGCCUUUCUUUGAUUCAUCUUCCAGUUCAGCAAGUAGUUCACUUUCUCGAACUGAGAAUAACAGCACUUAUAAUGUUGAGACAGGGGAAUUUGAAAUUACUCUUGUCAAGAGAGAGGGUAGUUUAGGUUUCACUAUUUCAAGGAAAGAAAAAACUGGGGAUAAUACUCCUGAAGGAAUCUAUGUUAAAGCGUUAGUGAGAGAACCAGCUGUUUCUGAUGGCAGAAUUCAACCUGGUGAUAGGAUUUUACAGGUUAAUGGAACCACUGUUUCCAGUAUGUCUAAUGCAGAGGCAAUUGAAUUCAUUCGAAACACUCCAGACACAGUAACUUUGAAGCUUUUCCGUGAGGAUCCUCCUCUUACUCCUGGCAACUUCGAAGAUGAAUAUACUAUAACGAAACCACUAAGAUGGGAAGCAGUUGAACUGUUAAAUGACAGAGUGAAACACAAAGAAGUAAAUAAUCCUGAGAAUGGUAAUCUCAAUCGAAAGAUCAAAAGAAAAAUCGGGAGGCUCUCGAAUGCGCCUAGCAGCUCUUCGACAGAAAGCACCAGUAGCUCCUCAUCAAGUGGGCAGGAACAUUUGAUCGAUGAAAGUUUGGAUGAAAGCAUGGAACUAUGUGGAAUGUCAGAAGAGUUAUAUAUGGAGGGAGGAGGUCUUCAGCGAAAUCAGAGACCUAAGUCUCUUGAUGUACUUAACUCUUCAGAAAGAAAACGAUUGACAGGAUUUGGUAAUGAUGAUAGUUUCCACCGGCAGUCCAGCGUAAUGUGCCCAACUGUGGAAGUAAAAACUGGUGAUAAUAGCGAGAACGAUUCCAAUACCGGAAAAAAGGGUAAGAAUUUAUUGAAAUGGAGAGGUCACACUUUGCCAGAUUCUGAAGAAUCUAGUAGUCCUGAAAUUUUGUAUGAAGUGUCAACAGAUUCAUUGGAUAAUCCAAGUAGUCAAGUGCUUACGUCAUCCACAACUGCAUGUGAUGAAGAGGAGGACAGUGAUGACAGACCAAUACCUUUCCCUCGAUCUACAAGUUAUGCUAAUGAAUGGGUACACACGUUUGAUGUGGAUUUAGAUAGAGGAUGGCAUGGUCGCCUUGGUUUUAGUCUUUGUGAUCCUAAAGAUGAGUCUCCUGAAAGCCCCAGAAAUAAGCUGCCCAUUGCCUGUGAAGUAAAAGCAGUUUAUCCUGUCAGUAUUGCAGACAAAGAUGGAAGGAUUAAAGUUGGAGACCGCUUGGUUGAGGUGAAUCGAGAAUGCAUGCUGAGAAAACCAGCAAGUGAAGUGAUUGAUAUUUUGAGGAAAACCAGAGGUGUUAUCAGAAUGGUUUUUUGCAGGUUAAUUCAAAGACCAUGAUCUUGAAAUUAUCUCAUGCCUUCUAGUCACUAAUAGAAGUUAGUCAUUCGAAAGCCAUAGAUCAUCAAAUUGAAUCCAUUUGAAGUUGAGAGUUAUUGUAAUAUCUUACAAAUUGCAUGGUUGUACAUUGCUUCAUCAUCAUCUAUUGCCAUUUAAGAGUUGUCUCAGAGUAAUUUAUAUUUUACACUUGUUUUGAUUAGUGAUGUGAUCAAUUUUCAGUAUUAUCCGUUGUAAUUUACACAUUAUAUGUAUCUUGUUUAACAUUUUUUUUCUCUCACUAGAAUUAAAUUUCCUCUUUAUCAUAUGUGGUGCACAAUGCUUUACUGAUUCAUGUUAUGUUGCAUGAUAACAUGAUUUUUUUUUUAUAAUUUAACCUUCAACUUUAAAGUGAUUUUUCAGUGCACUACUAUAUUAUCUACUCAAAAGUUACUCUCUCCCUUUUUUUCUAUUCAGUAUCAUUUUAGUUUAUUUUUGAUAUAUUUAAAUCAAUGUUCUGUUCAAAUAAUCAACAUUUUAAUAUCCAAAGAUUUCUCCCCCAAUUCCGCACUGUAACUCAUGGGAGCUAACAUCGACCUGUCUGUUCUCUGUUAAAUUAAGCAUAAUACAGUAUCUUUAGAUUAUAUUGUAGAUCGUUAAAUGGCUCUUCACAUACACCAAUAUUUUUCCUCUUGGGGCUGGGGAUAGAAACAUUCUUCUUGUAAUAUUUAACCACCACUAAAGUUAUAAAAAAAAAUGUCUUUAGUUUUUUUAAAGGAAGAGAGUGUUCGAUCACUGAUUUCUAGUAAACAACUAUUUUGAAAUGGUACUAAAAAGGGAAUGUUUCUAUUCCCUUUUGUCUAACAAACAAAGUAAUAAAUCUUCAGCUUUCUUUUUCAUUUCACACAUAGGCUUCUUAUCUGUAGAGAAGAAGAGCAAAUGUUUAGAGCAUUUGAAUGUAACUUUCUCUUAUGGCUGAUUCCCCCUUUUUCCCCCUCUCAACAAAUGCCAUAUAACAAUAGGUUACUGUGUAAUGCUUUCAUUAUAUCAUUGCAUUUAUACUGUAAUGUGUUCUACUCAUAAAUUAUCUUAUCGCCAUAGACCUCUAAAUGCAUUUUAAGAAAUCAAAUCUCAUGAUAAUUGCUGUGACUCUCUUAUAUACAAAAAUUGAUACAUAGAAUUUAAGUGUUCAAUAUUUUAAAAAAUAAUUAAAAUGAUAAAGGAAUGAACUAUGAUAUUUUUGGUAAUUCUUUCUAAUGUGCUUGUAUUUAUUUAAGAUAUUCUUCCUAUGUAGGAAGCUUAGUUUGUUUAGGUUUUACUAAAAUGCAUUUAGUAUUUGAUUCAUGUGUUUACGCAAAACGUCCGUCCAAAUAAACACUUGCUUAGCUUAGAGCUUAAAGUAGAAAUUUAACAUUCCAUCCAAAGAAAAUUGCAUUUAUAUAUAUUUGAUAUUAAAGUUAUUAGGUGAAUCUUUUCAUCUUCAGUGUUUUGUAUUUCAUGGAAUUUCCCAUAGAAUGAAAAGAUUUAGGAUACUGUUGACUUUACUUUGUUACCAUUACUUUUUCAUAAAUGAUUUGUUUUAAAAUAUUAGUAGUACUAUUUGUGAAUUUUAUAAAUUAUGAAAUGAAAUACUCCUUUUAAGUUCCUUCUCUUCUGCUUAUACAUGUAAUUUUAUUUAGAACAUCAGCUGUUUCCUAUUUUUAUUUGCUGUUUGUUGAAUUCUCAUUUUAAUAUUAAUCAAACAUCUCAUAUUUUGAUAUUUUCAAGUGAAUUGUAUUUUUUAAUGUUUAAUUGUAUUUAAUAAAUUCUUAACCAGAUUGAAAAUUUCACACAGCUUCAGAAAUAAAUAUACAUAACCCGUCAUCAUUAUUUUGUAUUUUUUUCAAUUUUUAUCAAUAACAUUAUUUUUAUUACAUACUAGGUGUAAGUAAUAUCACAAAGUAUUUGUAUGAUAAACAAUCACAAUGGUACUUACUUGAAAAGGUUUCGGGUGUGACAUUGAAAAUCUAGUAAAUCUUCUCAUUGCCUCCAUAAGCAAGAAUAAUAUUAUAAUAUCUUCUUUUUGCCAGCAAGAUAAUUCUUAUGACAGAAUAUACAGAAAUGAUUCUGCCGAUAAGAAUUACCCAGCUAAUUCGUAUAGAUGCUACGCUGUAGUUCCUAGCAUGUUUAAAAUCGCUUUUUUUUUCCAGUGCAUGAUGGUCCUACAUAAAAAAGAGGCUCAUUCGUUUCGCGCGAUUAUCAAUGAUUUACGUAGCUUUGUUCAAUUUCGAAGUUACACUUUGAAAUUCACUUCAUCAAAACAAUAUUAAUAAAUAUAUUAAUUGUGAUUCUUGGAUUUCAAAAUAAAAUCCCUAUUUUUCGAAGGCUUUCCUCCAUUCAAAUUAUUAUUCAGUGCUUCAUGUCAACUUUCUGUAACAAUGCUUUUAUUAAAAUUUGUAGUUUUUAUCGUGAAGAAAAUCGUUAAAUAAAAGAUUUGUUGCCUUUUUUUCUCAAAUGUAAACAA
Molecule: messenger RNA, 5793 nt
Organism: Uloborus diversus
Lineage: Eukaryota; Metazoa; Arthropoda; Arachnida; Araneae; Uloboridae
Product: multiple PDZ domain protein-like
Exons: 17
Coding region: 249-3314 (1021 amino acids)
Molecular function (GO): protein binding
Source: RefSeq, a predicted model, not a curated record